Molecule: messenger RNA, 1455 nt
Organism: Eruca vesicaria subsp. sativa (arugula)
Lineage: Eukaryota; Viridiplantae; Streptophyta; Magnoliopsida; Brassicales; Brassicaceae
Source: the annotation of a GenBank genome assembly
CUAAAAUUCUGAUUUUAAAUCUUUUCGGGUUUCCUUUUGAGUUCAGUGAUGGAUGGUAAGGAAGAUAAAGCUAGCGAAGAAGAACAAGACGUCUCUCUCCAUUCUCCACCGCAAAGGGAUGGAGACUCUGCUGAGAUUCCAGAGGAAGAAGAGCUAUCAAGAAGAAGAAACCUUCGUGUGUUGGAUAUGUUAUCAUCAACAACACCUGAAGACACUGGAGAUGAUCUAUUCAGUUAUAACACAUCCUUAACAUCAAGCCCUAUUGCCAAAAAAGUCAACUUCUCUACUCUCUCCAGCCCUAGAAUCAGUGCAUCCCUUAGUCCUUCCUCUUCAAGAAACUUCACUAAUAACCUCAAGAAUCUCAUCCCAAAGCCAAACUUCAAAAACAAGAUCAGAAACAUCAAUGAAUUUGAUAUCGAGAAAGCUGCUGGUUUGGCCUUGGCUUCCACAAACAGAGACAGGUCAUCAUCAUCCACAUGGACUCUCUCUAAUAUUUUUACUCCAAGAAGGAACAAAACUGAGUCCUUGCCUAUUACCCCUAUUGUUCACUCCAAUCCUGGGUCCACUCACGGUAGAUAUGUUGUUGAUCCUGUUACUUCCUUGAAGAAGGCACCUCCAGUGACAUUUCACAGAUCACGCUCUGUUCCACCAUUUAACAAAGAUGGAAGCCUAAGGCGAUCAGGUGUUUUUCGAGUGAUUCCAACUCCAUACAUGUCACCAACAAGAAAUUUUUAUAAACGUAACGACACGAGUGUUGAUGGAGGAGAAGAUGUUCCUGAGGAAGAAGCUAUGUGCAGAAUCUGCCUUGUUGAAUUAGGAGAAGAUUCAGAAGCUUUUAAGAUGGAAUGUAUGUGUAGAGGUGAAUUAGCUCUUGCACAUAAAGAAUGUACUAUCAAAUGGUUCACCAUUAAAGGAAACAGUACAUGUGAUGUGUGUAAGCAAGAGGUUCAGAAUCUUCCUGUGACCCUUCUCCGCAUGGAAGAUUCUCAGGGUGAGGCUACCGAGACUUCUCACUACAGGCAAGAUGUUCCAGUUCUUGUUAUUGUAAGCAUGCUUGCAUACUUCUGUUUCCUCGAGCAGCUUCUGCUUACCAAAAUGAAAUCCAGCGCCAUUGCGAUAUCAUUACCAUUCUCUUGUAUUCUUGGUCUUCUUGCCUCGAUGAUUUCAACAACAAUGGUGGAGAAGCAAUAUGUUUGGAUUUACGGCACAGUUCAGUUCGGUCUUAUAGUUUGUUUCUCUCACAUUUUCUUUGAAUUGGUUCACUUGCAGCCGAUUGUGUCAAUCCUCGGAGCCACAAUGCUUGGGUUCGGACUCACCAUGAUUGGCACAACUGGUCUAGUUGAGUUUUUAAAAUGGAGGAGAAGGGAGAGAACAGCUGAAGAACCUCCAAGCAAUAGUCAGGAGGAUCCACCACCAGUUCAGACAGACCAGAGCAUCUCUGUAUCAGGAAACUGA